CCGAGCCCGCGGACGAUGCCUUCGGCGCCUGGGAGAGUGCGGCCUCGGCGCCCUCGGGGCCGCCCUCUCGCUCAGGACGGCCGCCCUCCUCGGUCCUCCAUCCGGGCCCUGCAGGCGGGGAAUUCCCGGUCCACGAGGGCCACUCCGUCAAGGAGUUCCCGUCGCAUCUGGGUAUCAGGCCCAAGUACCAGAUUCACGAGGAGAACCUCACGAAGUACACCGUCAUGGAGGGUUCCGUGGUCAUCCGCCAGGAGCUCCUGACGAAGGCCCCGCGGGCGACCCUGCACCACCUCCGGCACUACUCCCUGUACUCCGUCAGCGUCGUCGCCUGCCACGCCCCCGUCACGAGGAAGCGGAGCGUCGGAGGGCGGCUGGUCGACGUGGCGCUGAAGCUGUGCUCGACCGUCCCGGCCAGCCUCGCCGUGCACACCAGGAGCAGCGGUCAGUGCGCGGCGUUGCAGGGAGGCCGCAGCGCCCUUCCUCUGUCGGGUGCAGGGAGGUGCAACGUCCUUUUCUUUCUAGUUGCAAGGACGCUGCAGCACCCUUUCUGUUAGUCGCAAGCUGGUUGCAACGUCCUUCCAUUGGGGGAUGUUCGUAUCAUAACUGCGGCUGGUCCAAGGAUGAAGCACCGUUCCUGUCUCUGUUGGUUGCAAGGAUAUCGGAUUUCUUUUGCA
Messenger RNA from Penaeus monodon (black tiger shrimp), 674 nucleotides. RefSeq lists its product as uncharacterized. The record is from RefSeq and is a predicted model, not a curated record. The transcript has 2 exons. Bases 225 to 554 code for a protein of 109 amino acids. Lineage: Eukaryota; Metazoa; Arthropoda; Malacostraca; Decapoda; Penaeidae.